Molecule: messenger RNA, 2585 nt
Organism: Bradysia coprophila
Lineage: Eukaryota; Metazoa; Arthropoda; Insecta; Diptera; Sciaridae
Product: prolyl endopeptidase-like
Biological process (GO): proteolysis
Cellular component (GO): cytosol
Molecular function (GO): oligopeptidase activity; serine-type endopeptidase activity
Source: RefSeq, a predicted model, not a curated record
GUGUCAUUUAUCGUAUUAGAAUAAAAUUGUAGCAGAGAACAAUUCGCUCGAUGAUCACACAGAAAAAUAAAUCUUCGCUAUGAUAGCAUACGUUUAUCAAGUUUUUACGAUUUUUUUCUCAAUUUCGCUGGUUUUUGCAGCUGAUUUAAAAACUAAAUCGAUUAACAAUCAACGAUUUGACUAUCCAUCAGUAAGAAGGGAUCAGUCCGUGGUGGACGACUACUAUGGAAUAAAGGUAGCUGACCCGUACAGAUAUCUGGAGGAUCCUACAUCUGAAGAAGUAAAAACGUUCAUCGAAGACCAAAACGAACUGACCGUGGACUACCUUGAUGGAAUUUCCAUUUGGACUCAAAUCGAAGAGAAAAUUACCGAAACCUACAAUUACACCAGAUAUGACGUCCCCGUACGAUACGGAGACCGAUAUUAUUUCACAAUGAAUAAUGGUCUGCAGAACCAAGACGUCUACUACGUACAAGAUUCGCUGAACGACGAGCCACGCAUCUUUUUCGAUCCCAAUACUUUGUCUUAUGAUGGAACUAUACAGCUGAGCGACACAACCUUUUCCGAAGAUGGUGAAUUGGUAGCACUAGGUGUAAGUAGCAACGGUUCUGAUUGGAUAACGGUUCGCUUUCGUAAUACAUCCAGCGGAAUGGAGUAUCCCGAUGUCCUUCAUGACAUCAAGUUUUCAGCAAUUGUUUGGAGCAAAGACGGACUGGGCAUCUUUUACGCGUGUUAUCCGAAAUGGGAGACUAACUCCACGAGAUCAUCACUUGGCACAGAAACGUACCAGUACGGAAACCAAAAACUUUAUUAUCAUCGCGUAGGUACGCGUCAAGAGGAGGAUGUGCUUCUGUUCGAGCUUGAUGAUGCUGAGCUGCUGAUUGGCGCUCUCUACAUUACGGAAGAUGGCAAACAUAUCGCAAUAUUCCCCAAAAAGAUUGACAAUUCUAUGGUCUAUUUCGCUUCAUUAGAUGAACUGCAACGCACUGGUAGGCUAACGACAAAACUUAAAUUUACCCCAAUUGUCGAUCGUUUGGAUAACGAAUAUUCACUCAUUACCUCCGAGGGUAGUACGAUCUAUCUAAAAACGAACAAUGGGGCUCCGAAUUAUCGAAUCAUAGCCGUUGAUCUAAACAAUCCAGAUCCCACAAAUUGGACCACAUUAGUACCCGAACAUGAAAGUAAUUCCUUGAUAUUUGCGAUCAACAUUGACAACGACAAGAUUGUGCUGGAAUAUCUGGUGAAUGUCAAUAGCCGACUGGAAGUACGUUCAUUGAUCGAUGGUAGUCUUAUUCAAGAAAUCGGCAUACCAUCUGGUUACGUAGAUUCGAUGUGGGGAACGAAAUCGCACAACGAAUUGUUCUAUCGAGUUGUGUCGUUCCUCAUUCCGGGAAUAAUCUUUCGCAUAGAUCUGACGCACACACCGUACAAACCGGAAGUGUUUAGGGAAAUCAAAAUUGCAGGCUUCGAUGCCUCUAAAUUUGUCAUGGAGCAAGUCUUCUAUCCGAGCUACGAUGGAACUCUCAUUCCGAUGUUUAUCAUGCACAAACAAAAUCUCGAACGUAAUGGCAGUGCCAGCACUCUUUUGUAUGGCUAUGGAGGAUUCAACAUCGAUAUUGUUCCCGAAUUCAGUCCAAGCCGAAUAGUUUUUUUGCAAAAUUUUAAUGGAGUGUAUGCUGUUCCCAAUAUUAGGGGAGGAGGGGAGUACGGUACCCAAUGGCACAAAGCUGGACAAUUACUCAACAAACAAACGGUUUUCAAUGAUUUCCAUGCAGCAGCCGAGUUUCUCAUAGCCGAAAACUACACGAUCGCAUCGAAAAUUGCAAUUAUUGGUUCAUCAAAUGGAGGACUACUCGUAACAGCUUGUAUAAAUCAACGCCCCGAAUUAUAUGGUGCUGCUGUGGCGCAGUUCGGAGUUCAUGAUUUGCUGCGCUUCCAAAAAUUCACAAUCGGAUACUCUUGGUGUGAGGAAUACGGUUGUUCUGAUGAUGGAAACCAAACCAUUUUCGAGAAUCUGCACCGCCUUUCUCCGUUACACAAUGUACGCAUGCCGACCGACAAGAAUGUGCAAUAUCCGUCGGUGCUUCUCACUACUGGCGAUCAUGAUGACCGUGUUGUUCCACUCCAUUCAUACAAAUUAAUUGCCGAACUGCAAUAUAAAAUCGGUAGAGAAGAGCGACAAACGAAUCCGUUGAUGAUAAAAAUUCAAAUCAGUGCUGGGCAUGGAAGUGGCACGACCGACGACGAGGCUGACAUUUACGCCUUCUUGGUUGAAUCUACCGGAUUCACCUUUCGCCCAUAGCGUUCACCCUAACGGACUUUGAGUUUUUAUGUUACUGAUUUGACUUGCCUAAAUAACCUCCAUACAAACAACACACACUCUACGGGGUUAUUACAACCUAAGUGGUCCUGCGUGAAAUAACGCUGACGCACAUCUCGAUCAUUAUUCCCCGUAGAGUGUGUGUUGUUUGUAUGGAGGUUAUUUAGACUUGCCUUGUCUGCAUAAUUUUCUCACAUCAAUAUGAAGAAUGAGGACUCACUAUAGUCAUGUUUUGACCUGUUGGAAAAUUCAAUAAAUUUGUCAA